GGGACCAUGCCAGGGUCUGGGAACAGUUUCUCGGUGCGGCGCUGCCUCACCUUCGCCACAGGUCUGGUGGAGUGUCUGUGUUUCGCUGGAGCCGUGUUUGGAUGGGCUUCUCUUGUUUUUGUCCUCAAGGAGGAGGGGUACUUCAGCUCUCUGUGUGUCAACACCACGGGAGUCAAUGACACACACGUUUUAGAUUGCAGCGAGCAGGAUGAACAGUUCUCCCUUGUUUUUACCAUCGCUUCUUUUUUGAACAAUUUCCUGACGCUGCCCAACGGUUUUCUCUUUGACCAAUUUGGUACUACUGUGACUCGACUCUAUGGAAUAUGUCUUUAUACCAUCGGUAUGUUAUUGAUGGCCUUCUCAACUUCAGCUCUGGCCAUCCUGCUCUUCCCUGCUCUCUCCCUCCUGGCUGUGGGCGGCAUCUUAUUUCUCAUGACCAACAUGCAGGUGGGAAACCUGUUUGGCUCACAUCGCUCCACCAUUAUCACUCUUUAUAGCGGGGCCUUUGAUUCUUCCUCGGCACUCUUCCUUGUCAUCAAGCUGUUGCAUGAAUCUGGCAUCUCUCUUCGCUCUUCCUUCCUGUUUCUGUCUGCUUGCAGCAUCGUUCACCUGCUGAGGACUUUCUUCCUGCUGCCCCGAAAAUCAAUUCCAUACCCGUUGCCGGACCACUACACAUACGGGAUAACCUGUGGCAACUCAGACAAUCACAUAGGCGAGGUGGCAGCAAAUGGAGAUGCACAGAAGGCAGAGGAAGCACCACUCAACAGGGACACACCUGUGGAGCAAGAGAAGAGUUUCCGUGAGUGUUUGCUGUCCAGGUUCUUUAUGUGGCACCUGCUCUGGUUGUCAGUGAUGCAGCUCAGGCAUUACCUGUUCAUUGGCACCCUAAACCCCAUGCUGCAGAGGCUAACGGCUGGAGAGUCCUCACUGGUGAGUCGGUACACCAAUGCCUUUGCCAUCACCCAGUUGUGUGGUGUCUUGUGUGCUCCCUGGAAUGGCCUCAUUAUGGAUAGACACAAAGGCAAACCUCGAGCUGAAGGGGAGAGCGAGCGGGAGGCGGACUUGCGGGUGUCGGUGCUUUCUCUCUUCCUGACAGCUCUGCAGUGUCUGCUGUUUUCCAUCUGUGCCUCCACCCCGUACCUGCCUCUUCAGUACCUCACCUUCAUCCUGCAGGUGCUCAACCGUUCCUUCCUCUAUGGCGGCAACGCAGCCUUCAUCAGUGUGGCUUUCCCAUCAUGCCACUUUGGGAAGCUGUAUGGUCUGGUCAUGGCUCUGUCUGCUGUGUUUUCACUGCUGCAGUAUCCCUGCUUUGCUCUCGUAAAAAGCCUGGAUGGAGAUCCAUUAUAUGUGAACAUUGGUCUGACGUUGCUCAGCCUGCUGGCCUUCAUCCACCCCCUCUCUGUCUACCUGCACUGUCGAAGAGUUUCCUCCCAGCGAGCCAAGAACAAAGCCAUGACGUUCUCCUCUUAAAGUCUGUAGAGUGACACAUGCUUAUACGUUUACUACCAGUGAUAAUUACCUCUUCAAGUUGUUUCAUGUGAUUACAGUGCCAUUUCCACAGUCCAGACGAGGUCCUCUCUUGUUCACUGAAAAAGCGUGUAAAGUUUUAUUAAAAAAAAAAAACAAACUACAUAUUCAAACACAGUUUAAAUAUUUGUAAAAAUCAACUCAAACUUAAAGCAAAGCUGCUACAAAGCUACUACUUAGCAGCUUUGUUUUUGAAGUGUCCUUAGUUUUACUUUAGAUUGAGUCUGUUGAAAGAAACCUUGAAGAACAAGUGUUCUUCAGUGUUCUUCAAAUACUUACGUUCUGGGCUGUUUUCUUUUUCUUUUGUGUUCUUUUUUUUUUUUUUCGAGUAACGUUAGGUGGCCAUAAAUGCAUUUCAGAUUAUGAAGUGUGCAUUCACGAUGGUUUGUGCCGGUUCACUGUCUUAGAAAAGACAUUCUCCUCUGCAGCUUUGACUGAAUAUCCUUUUAGAGGGUUUUCAAGAAGGAUUGUUUUAGUUAUUGGGUUUUUUAACUCGCUUCUGCAAUUUUAGAGUUCAAGCUGGUUCUGAGUUGCUGCCCCUGAAGUAUUUAAACACAAACAUGGUGCUAAUAUAGCUUUAUUUUUAAACUAAUAUAAAGUAAACUUAACUUAGUAGCUGUAUCUAUACUCAUGAUAGCUGCUCUGAUACAUUUGCAAAAAAAUGACAUCUUGUUUGAUGCACUCUUAUUGCCACUUUUUUAAAAAAAAAAUAUAUCCACAACUUUCUUCUGCCUUUUUGCAAACAAAUGCGAGCAACAUUAGUCAAAGUAUGGAUGGAUUUGGAUGAAAACAUCACCCAAAUGAGAAGUGAUUAACUUUUGUUUUGUUAUGUGCUCAAAUCCAGAAAACUUUGGAAGGAUUCUGUGCGAUUAGGGGUGGGGGGUCAUUUUGCAUUAAAUAUUCAUCGGUGCACAUCAAAUUCAAACAAGGGGAAGCAUCUUAAUACUCUCGAGAAAAUAUUGCAAAGUAAUCCAAAUCCAGAUGUAUUUAUGGAUCCAAGGACUCAAUUCAUGCAUUCUGUGGAGGAAAUUUCAGCCUUGGCAGAGAAAUGCUUUGAACAUAUAAACUGCAACUUGUUUUUUUAUAAUCUGUGUAAAGAACUUAGUUGUUACUCUACUGCCAACUUCUUCAGGCUUUCUUUCCAUAUAUUUUAAUAAUGAAGCGAGUGAAGGACCAGCACUGUUAAAUAUAGUGACCACAAAAAGGGAGAUCUGGGAACAAAAAGUUAAUAAAAAAUUAACAAAGCUCUGCCAUUUCAAAUGUACUGUACCUGGUAAUUUUAACAUGUGGAGGGUUCUAAAGGGAAUGUUUCUUAGAGUUUUUGUUUCAAAGUAUUUUUGUGAAUUGCCAAGAAUUAAGAAGUGGUAAUGAUUUUUUUUUUAAAUGUGCACAUAUAGCACUGUGCAAAAGUCUUGAGCCAUUGAAAGACUUUCAGAAAGCCUGGAGAACUAUUGCUCAAAACCACUUUAAAAAAAAAAAAUUACAACAAGGCCUGGCUCCUUGGAAGUAUAAUGAAAUUAGAAGUGGCUCAAGACUUUUGCACUGUCCUGCAAAUAUGGUAUUUUUAUAUUGAUAUUAGAACUGUAAUAAAGGGAAUUCAUAUUAUCUUGAAUAAGAUACUGUUUUAAUUUUUUGCUGUGGUGAAACUGUUAUAUACGCAUACACAGGUGCCAAAGUUGAAUAGAAAGUGUAAUUAUAAAGAAAACAAUGAAAUGCCCAGUAUGUGUAAAUUUUACUUAUAAAUAUCUGGUACGAAUGUGUUUUCACUGUUUCAUUUAUUCAUUUUUCUUUUUUUUUUUUUUUUACUUUUUUUUUGCUUGAACACUUUUGACUAAAUCCAUCAUUACAUCAGGUCAUAAUACAUAAAACAAUAUAUUAUUUGGGAUUUAAAUCAGCAAUUAAACCACUAGAUGUUUCAAAUGAAUAAUUGAGGACUGUCAUAAAAGGAAAGUGGCAAAUGCUCCACCAUCAGGUUUGAUUUAUUUGUCAUAAAGAGGACUCAGGCAUUGCCUGACUUUAAAGGCCCUAAAUUCUGAAGAAAUAACCAUGAUGGCAUCAUCAUGAUUACAUCAAUAUGUGCUAAGAGACAACAAGACGUGAGGGGGGGGUGCUUUGUACAGAAUGAAGAAUCCUUUGCCAGAACAGGAGGUAAAAAAAAAAAAUAGUCUGAGUUUCAUGAUUUUUUGGCAUCUGUUGCACAUAUUUUAGUUUCUUCCCAUAUUUUAGGGCACUGAAAUACAGUGGAAGAGGUGGAAUAACCAUGUUUAAAAACACAUUUAAGAAGUAUUAAGGCUGUACACAUAUGGUGGCUCUGUGGGUGCCUCACACCAAGAGGGUCAUUGUUUGUGGAGCUUAUGUCUCCCUGUGCUUAUGCUGGGGACUUCUGCCAACUUCAAAAUAUACCAAUCAAGCAUAAUGUUAAGACCACUGACAGGUGAAGUGGAUAACACUGACUAUUUCAUCAUCAGCAAGUGAACCUUUUGUUCUCAAAGUUUAUGUGUGGGCAAGUGGAAGGAUUUGGGCAAAUUUGACAGGGGUCAGAGCAUCUCCAAAACUGCAGCCUUUGUGGGGGGUUCCUGGUCUGCAGUGGUCAGUGAAAAAAAAAAAAAAAAAAGGCGAAGGAAGGAAAAAAGGUGAACUAGCGACAGGAUUAUAGGUGGCCAAAGCUGAUGCAUAUAGGCCGAUCCUACAGAGGAGCUACUGUAGCUCAAAUUGUUGAUAAAGUUAUUGCCGGUUCUGACAGGAAGGUGUCAGAAUACACGGUGCAUUGCAGUUCUUUGUGUAUGUGGCUGCAUAGCCACAGGCCAGUCCGAGUGCCCAUCUGACUCCUGUCCACUGCCAGUUCUGGCAGUAUCAGAACUGGACUGCAGCACAAUGGAAGAAGGUGGCCUGGUCUGGUGAAUCACAUUUGCUUUUACAUCAUGUGGAUGGCCAGGUGUGUUCGUGUUUCACAGCUUACAGGACUUAAAGGAUCUAUUGCAAACAUCUUGGUAGCAGAUACCACAGCACAACUUGAUGUGUCUUGAUGGGUCAGAGCUAUUUUGGCAGCAAAUUAGGCAGGUGGUUAUAAUGUUACGCUUGAUUGGUGUAUGUUACACUAUUGCCAAAAGUAUCUGCUCAUCUGCCCAUGUACAUGCUGGAUGUUGGAUGAGAAGGCCUCGCUCAAUCCCAAUGUACCUACCUAUCCCAAUGUAUCUCUUUCUGUUUUCCUGCUAAAGGUAACGCCAGUAAAAUGGCUGCAUGACCUCAGACACCUGUCCCCCCUGUUUG
This is a messenger RNA of Archocentrus centrarchus (flier cichlid), 4797 nucleotides long. It is a transcript of the gene slc43a3b, whose product is annotated as solute carrier family 43 member 3b. The coding region runs from base 7 to 1470 and encodes 487 amino acids. Gene Ontology annotation, molecular function: transmembrane transporter activity. Gene Ontology annotation, biological process: transmembrane transport. The transcript has 12 exons. NCBI's taxonomy places the organism in Eukaryota, Metazoa, Chordata, Actinopteri, Cichliformes, Cichlidae. The record is from RefSeq and is a predicted model, not a curated record.